Molecule: messenger RNA, 672 nt
Organism: Laetiporus sulphureus 93-53
Lineage: Eukaryota; Fungi; Basidiomycota; Agaricomycetes; Polyporales; Laetiporaceae
Exons: 2
Source: RefSeq, a predicted model, not a curated record
AUGUCGCUCAGCAAUCACGAAUCAUCAGUCAGGAUCCCCUGCCUUGCGGAAGAUGGAUCGAACUGGGUGCUCUAUAAGGAGCAACUCAGGUCCGCCGUGAUGACGAAGAAGCUGGCACGAUAUCUCGAUGGCUGCAACAAGGAGCCUACUGCACCCACAGCUCCAGGGGUGGAUUCCGAUGCAGACAAGUCAUAUGCAGAUGCGUACAACACUUGGGCUGCCGGACAUGAGGCGAUCAAAACACUUCUGUACCAGACGCUACUGGAAACGCUGAAACUCCGGAUUAUCCUCGAGAAGAAGGCGUCCGGAGCAUGGAAAAUAGUCAUCGCUGAGUAUGACAAUCACGGUGACUUCGUUCAGGCAGAACUACUCCGACGGAUGCACACUCUUUGCUGCACCGAGGAGAAGGACCCUCGACUGAUCUUAGACAGGCUCCAGAAGCUCAAGACCGAGUUCAUGACAGCUGGCAGUGUGUUCACAUUCGCCAUUGCGACCGAUUUCUCGAAGGUCGAGCGAGCGAAGCUUCCGAAGCUCACCCAAAUCCUCAAUUCAGGUGCAAGCCGACACUUUGAUCUGGUGUGCUCGAAUUUCGUCACCUUCCGGGACACCGAGCACAAGCCGAUCACUUCAGCCAAUGGACGCAUCUUCUAUGCCACAGGUGAAGGUGAUGUU